ACUCUGAUACUUUGGAUCAAGUACUUUCAAAAACAAAUUUUUGUGGAUUAGGAAAAAUAUCUAAAUCUGAUUUUAAUAUUAGAGAUGGCGAUUGUGUAGUUGGUUUGGAUCCAGGCCGGAGAGAUUUAUUUGUAGCUGUAACUGAAAAAAAAUGUAAAAUUAAUUGCUCAACCAAAGAAUGGCAUUUAUUAGCUGGUCAUACGCAUGCAAGAAAAAAACGAGAAGUUUGGAUUAAGGGCAAUAAUUCAAUUGAAACGAUCUUACAUAAUAUUCCGACACCAUCAUGUUCUUCUAUCACUUCCUAUAACAAUUAUCUUGUAUAUGUUCUUCAACAUAUGCGCACCCUUAUUGAAUUCUAUGGUGCAAGACGUUGGCUUCGUAUGCGAUGGAAGUCAUACAUUAACCGUAAUAAGGCAUAUAACAAGCUCUGUGAGCGGAUCACCAAUAAAAAUCCAAGAACGAUAGUUGCAUAUGGCGAUGGGAAGUUUUCAAGUUGCUCUAAAGGGCAUGUAUCUGGACCAAUUAAGGGCCUAUACAAAGAGUUGAGGCGAAGAUUGGGGAGAAGAGUUCGACUUGUAGAUGAGUACCGAACAAUGAAGUCAUUGCUUCCAAGAAAGCAUUAUACAACAUAUGUGCCAAUUUCAAAUUUUCAAAAAAGUUUACUUGCUGUGUCAUCUGCUUUCGCGGCAUUUUUGGAUCCGAGUAGAGGGGACAUGAUUGCAACAUUAGCCGAAACGACCUCUUCAAUGUUUCUGAGUAAACUUCGAGAUGAAAUGUUGCGUGAUUCAAAAGGUCGUCAAAUAUUACGAGAACGUCCAAUUGUAAAUUCUAAAACAAUCGACCUUCUAUAUUUGAGAAAAUUACCCGAAGGAACUUUUGGUAAAGAGUAUACAAAUUUUUUAAAUAGAGAAAUGGUUACACCUGAUACCAGAGAAAAGGUAAAAUAUAUUGAAGACGAAGAACUUGCUUAUGUCAUGCAACGCUAUCGAGAAUGUCAUGAUUUUUUUCACACUUUAACAAGCUUACCCGUAAGCGUUGAAGGUGAGCUUGCACUCAAAUGGUUCGAAUUUGCACAAACAAAAUUGCCAAUGACUCUGAUAAGUUCAGUGGUUGGGCCCCUUCGAUUAUCAAAUAGUGAAAGAACCAGAUUAUUUGAAAAGUAUGUUCCAUGGGCUGUUCAAUGUGGAUCACAAAGCAAAUUGCUUAUGAAUGUUUAUUUUGAGGAAUGUUGGAAUAAGGAUAUUGUUGAAAUGAGGAAAGAGUUAGGAAUCUAUCUU
This is a messenger RNA of Racocetra persica, 1277 nucleotides long. The record is from the annotation of a GenBank genome assembly. Lineage: Eukaryota; Fungi; Glomeromycota; Glomeromycetes; Diversisporales; Gigasporaceae.